Messenger RNA from Talaromyces marneffei, 1176 nucleotides. RefSeq lists its product as uncharacterized. The coding region runs from base 1 to 1176 and encodes 391 amino acids. The transcript is spliced from 4 exons. NCBI's taxonomy places the organism in Eukaryota, Fungi, Ascomycota, Eurotiomycetes, Eurotiales, Trichocomaceae. Gene Ontology annotation, molecular function: protein serine/threonine phosphatase activity. The record is from RefSeq and is a predicted model, not a curated record. Gene Ontology annotation, cellular component: cytoplasm. Gene Ontology annotation, biological process: G1/S transition of mitotic cell cycle; peptidyl-serine dephosphorylation.
AUGACCGACAAGACAAUUCCAGCACCUGGGCCAGCCAAGCUGAAACGAAAUGCUGGUCCAGAUGAAUGGCUGGAAGCAGCCAAAAAUUGCAAAUAUUUAUCAGAGCAUCAUAUGAAGCAAUUAUGUGAUAUUGUAAAGGAAUUAAUGAUGGAAGAAUCGAACAUACAGCCAGUUUCCUCUCCUGUCACGAUAUGUGGUGAUAUACACGGACAAUUUUACGAUUUAUUGGAGCUCUUUCGAGUAGCCGGCGGAAUGCCGAAUGAGACGAACGUCGAACCCCCUGCAAACACACCUCCGGUCAUCACAUCCGAUGAUAUCGAGCCUCCUUCGACAAUAACAGACCCAAAAUUACGGAAGAAGAUCAAAAAUGCAGACAGCCUACUGGACGGUGACGAUAGCGCUUCUGGCAGAGGUCGUUCCGGUAGUGGAUCGUCGAAAGAAGUGACCGGUCCUCCUCCUGGGAAUUUUGUCUUUUUGGGAGACUAUGUCGAUCGAGGUUACUUCAGUUUGGAGACUUUGACUCUUUUGCUAUGCCUCAAGGCCAAAUAUCCCGACCGUAUCACAUUAGUACGCGGAAAUCACGAAUCACGACAAAUUACACAAGUUUAUGGAUUUUACGAAGAAUGCUUUCAGAAAUACGGCAAUGCUUCGGUGUGGAAAGCCUGCUGUCAGGUCUUUGAUUUCAUGACGUUGGGUGCUAUCAUUGACGGCAAGGUCUUGUGUGUGCAUGGUGGGUUGAGUCCGGAGAUCAGAACGCUCGAUCAAGUCCGCGUCGUUGCUCGAGCACAAGAGAUUCCGCAUGAGGGGGCAUUCUGUGAUCUUGUGUGGUCAGAUCCAGAAGAUGCAGCUGAUGUGGAAACAUGGGCUGUCAGUCCACGAGGAGCUGGAUGGCUGUUUGGAAACAAAGUCGCCGAAGAAUUCUGCCAUGUCAACGAUCUCAGUCUAAUCGCACGAGCCCAUCAACUGGUCAACGAAGGCUACAAAUACCACUUCGCCAAACAAAACGUCGUCACAGUCUGGAGUGCGCCAAACUACUGCUACCGAUGCGGUAAUCUGGCGUCCGUCUGCGAAAUCCGUGAAGACCUCAAACCUACAUUCAAGCUCUUCAGCGCUGUUAGUGACGACCAGCGACACGUUCCUUCGUCAAGGCCAGGACGUAGUGAAUACUUUUUGUAG